Arachis stenosperma is the source of this 746-nucleotide messenger RNA. RefSeq lists its product as uncharacterized. The record is from RefSeq and is a predicted model, not a curated record. The transcript has 4 exons. NCBI's taxonomy places the organism in Eukaryota, Viridiplantae, Streptophyta, Magnoliopsida, Fabales, Fabaceae. Bases 1 to 456 code for a protein of 151 amino acids.
AUGGGUAACCGGAGAUUGAUGGGCUGGAUAGCGUUGGUUGGCCCAAACCGCUCUGAAUUUUCUUGUGUUCUGAACUUUCAAUCCAAACAUUGGCUGCUCGCCGCUGUGGUUAGUGAUUUUGAUUUAGGUGUAGUUGUUGUUGUGAUUGUUGCUGUUGCUGUUGCCGUUGAUUUUUGGUGGGCUUCGGAAUCGGAGCUGAAUUCGACGCCGAGGAGGGGAGUGGCGCCAGCGAGAUGGGGUGAUCCGACGGAGAACCACUGGAAUUCGAAAAUGAGAAAGACAAAAGGGACGGGAAAGGGGAAAGGGAAAGGGGAACUGGGAUUCUGUUCUUAUUUCAGUCUCCCAGUUUCUCCGUCUCAGUCUCAAUCUCUCUUUCAAACGCUGCCUUAUAGUUUUUGUUCUAAUCAAAAUUCAAAUUUUUCUCCUAAUCUGUUGUGUGUGCUUGUCAUCGAUUAGCUUAAUAUAUUCUGCAUAAUUUUGAAGUUGUCAAUGUACUUAGGAAGCAAAUUUUGAUAAGUUUUGGUUUAAUUUAGUUUUGGUUUUUCAAAAAUCUAAACUAUGCAUACUGAAUCCAUCUAAUGGUGUACUAGGUGUCUACUUCACUUGAGUGAGACUUCUAAUUCUCAAGUUUCAGCUGCUAUUUCAUUCUCUUUUCAAAUCAUUCUUAUCAUAAGUUUAUGUUAUCUAGAACUUCUUGUAUGUUCUGGCUUGAACUAUUAAACAAUCUUUACUUUAAGCUUCAUAUU